Messenger RNA from Nilaparvata lugens (brown planthopper), 8054 nucleotides. RefSeq names its product lysine-specific demethylase 4C-like. The record is from RefSeq and is a predicted model, not a curated record. Gene Ontology annotation, cellular component: nucleus. The transcript has 19 exons. Bases 271 to 4704 code for a protein of 1477 amino acids. Gene Ontology annotation, biological process: chromatin remodeling. NCBI's taxonomy places the organism in Eukaryota, Metazoa, Arthropoda, Insecta, Hemiptera, Delphacidae. Gene Ontology annotation, molecular function: histone H3K36 demethylase activity; histone H3K9 demethylase activity.
GAUGCCAGGCCCAGUCUGUGUUUGAGCUUCUGAAGGAUGAGUCGCUCUCGCUCUUGCUGUUAUUGAAUUGUACAAUGGCGUGCGUAAGUGUAAAGCAGUGAAUUGAAUAUUAAAUUUUGUGCUACUAUGUUCUUUUUAUCUACAUUUAUCAAGAAAAAAAGUAUGAAGAAUUAUGAAGUUAUACAAUUUAAAGUGUAAUGUAAUAUUCAAAUAGUGUGUGAAUUGUUUCAUCAUCCCCUCAUCCUUCUGUUGAUUGAAAAGAAGAGCAGAAUGUCUGACGCCGAAGAGAGCCCGCCCAAGUCAGGCCAACCUGAGAUCAUGGUCUUCAGGCCGACUUACGAACAGUUCAAAGACUUCGCCAAAUUCAUUGAAUACAUGGAAUCGAAAGGAGCUCACAAAGCUGGAUUGGCCAAAGUAAUACCUCCACCCGAAUGGAAGCCGCGAAAGUCGGGCUACGAAAUGGCCAACCUGGAUGUGACCAUCCCAGCGCCCAUCUGCCAGGUUGUGACCGGCAAGCAAGGUCUCUACCAGCAGAUCAACAUCCAGAAGAAGUCGAUGACCAUCCAGGAGUAUAAGAAGAUGGCGGAGAGUGCGCGCUACUGCACGCCUCAUCACUCCAACUACGAAGAUCUCGAGCGCAAGUACUGGAAGAACAUCACCUAUGUUGCGCCCAUCUACGGCGCUGAUGUGUCAGGCACUCUCACCGACAAAGAUGUUGAUGUGUGGAAUAUCAAUAGACUGGGCACGAUUCUUGAUUAUGUGAAUGAGGACUACGGCAUCAGCAUCGAAGGUGUGAACACUGCCUACCUGUACUUUGGCAUGUGGAAAACUACAUUCGCUUGGCACACUGAAGAUAUGGACCUCUAUAGUAUAAACUAUCUUCACUUUGGCCUACCCAAAACUUGGUACGCCAUUCCUCCAGAACACGGACGAAGACUCGAGAGGCUGGCGACUGGAUUUUUCUCAGGCCACUCUAAAUCAUGCCCAGCUUUUUUGAGGCAUAAGAUGACAAUUAUUUCACCUCAAGUUCUUCGUAAAUAUUCUAUUCCGUUGAAAAAGAUUACUCAAGAAGCAGGAGAAAUAAUGAUAACGUUUCCAUAUGGUUAUCAUGCAGGUUUUAAUCACGGUUUCAAUUGUGCGGAAUCGACAAAUUUUGCUUCGCCUCGAUGGGUUGAGUAUGGCAAACGAGCAUCACAGUGUGUUUGCAGGCCUGACAAUGUGAAGAUCAGUAUGGAUACGUUUGUGAAAAGACUGCAGCCAGACCGCUACGACUUGUGGAUUCAAGGCAGAGAUGUCGGCCCACAUCCCGAGGAUCCGAACAGGCACUUUGCGGCGCCUGUACCCAGUCAGGGCGACAUCCUCGUCAACAAAAACAAUAACAUGGAGAUUCCGAAAAGCUACAGUGAGACUGGCAAGAAGGCUUCAACCAUUAAGAAGAAAGCAGCUGAGGAACAGGAAGAGGAAGAAGAGGAGCAGGAAGACGUGCCUGAGGAGGUGCAGCGAGUCAUGGACGAAAUGGAAAUGGAAGAGGAAAUUCCCGAUGAAGAACAGCUCGAGGUUCUCGAAGACAUUUGGCUCAAAGCUGGCGAAAUGGAAAUCGAAGAAGCUGAAAUUUAUGAUUCUGGAUACGAUGUGGAAAAGAAGAAAAAGAAGAAUCAUCGAAGAAAGGACAUUUUAAAACCAAGGAAAUUCGUUGAGGGUAAAUCUAUAAAUGGCGAGUUGAAGAAGUCUGGCAAACGAAAAAUGUCCUUGUCUCAACCUCUUUCCAGUUCGAAUGGCCUGAACACCUUGCACAAAUCAAAACAACACUCAAGUGUUAAAUGCAAGUCAAUAGAACCAGAAUCUACAACUGAAGAGAAGAAGAGUAAAGAUGAUGGUGAAGGCCAAACGCCGCCGCAGAAGGUUGCCUGCACCGAUUUCAAUUCGGAAUCCACCGAAGCAAAGUCCUCUGACCAGAAAGCAGCUGAAGAUACGUUGCUCAAGAAAAAGAAACACAAGAAGAAAAAAUCCAAAGAUAAGGACAAAGAUAAACAGCAAAGUUGUUCCGAUGUGGAAAAGGUGAAAAAGGCAAAAAAGAAGAAGCUAUGUAAGUACCGUCAAAUGAAAAAUGAAGCAAAAAAGAAACAGGAAUUGUUGAAAGCGGCUUUCUCGAGGCCUGUUCACUUGCCGAGCAUGCAGGAAUCGAACCUGGUGCGGACAAAAGAUGGCAGGAUUAUUGGCACUGUCGAACCCAUUGAGAUUCCCCUCAAAAUUCCCACAUACCAUCCUCAACUAUCCAAACCACAACCGAUCAAGACUGAAACUACUGUUAAGAUAGAAAACGAGCCCUCAAAUCGUGUCGAUCUGGACUCUCUACAAAAGCAACUCACUGAAGAGUGCAGUUAUCUAGAAAACCUGCUACAUCAUGAAAAGGCUGUCAACGUCAAAGACUCGAGUGAUUACUAUUACUCGAGUCUGGACGCGGCGUCAGUUGAAGUGGAGCUUCCGGUGGAGAACGAUGUCGAGGAGUUGUGCAAAAAACUACAGAUCAAUGUCAGAAACGAAGAUGAUCCAUCAACUUUUGACGCGCUCAAGAGGAAUCCUGCGAUUUCGCUGACUGAGAGUAGUAGAAUAGGUCGUUCUCCCGUUCAGCCAAGCCCGACCAAGACAACAUCAUUGUCCAGUGUCAGACCGUCCAUAGAUCUGAUUGUUAAAUCCCCACGUUCCGAUAAGACCCCGUCGGUCAAGUCGGCUACAAACUCAUUAUGUAAGCCCAUGGACUGUGUAGCACUCAAAAAGUUUAGUGAAAACUAUCAACGGAACCUGAACUUGAAAAACCGGCAGUGCAGGGUUCAGCUGGUUGAUGUUAAGGGUAAAGUAAUUCCAGUCAGUAUUCCCAAUAACGUCACUUCACCGCUAAACAGGUUUGUGGGGGCUACAAGUAACAAGAAUAAUGUGAAAUGUGAACCGAACAGGACGUUAAAUGUUACCUACCAACAGCCUCUUCCAGUGAGAACACUUCCUAGCUCUAGUGUGUCUGGUUCAAGUUCACUUCCAUCUGUGUCAGUCAUUAAGAACAAAGUUAUCGGAUCGAUAGCGUCCAGUAGUACUGCUAUGUCCUACAGUAGUGCUGUGGCCAAUAAUAUAUCCAUGUCCAAUAGUGGUUCUACGUCCCAAAGUGGUGCUAUGUCAAGCAGUAGUUUGGUGCCUAGUGCGACGUACAUAGACUAUUCUCAGAUCAAGCAGGAGUUGCCGGAUACGGUGACUGUGAAAACAGAGCCAGUGGAAGAGGGUGAAUGGGGCAUGCCUCAACUGAAAUGCGAGAGCGACAUCAAAGUGGAGCCUGAGUUGAAGGUCAAGGAUGAUCCCGACAUGCCUGUGCUGACAGCGUCCAGUGUCAACACCCAACCCUUUGUCUCUGUUCAAAGCACCGCUGUCCAAACAACACCAGCAAACUUGCCGAAAAUUCAAAUACCACAAUACAAAACUAAUGGGCAUUAUCAACAAUCAAACAUGAUUUUGGAAAAGUUGAAAUCUCCAAUGUUGGAGUAUCAAAUCGAAGUGAAUGUGAACAAGUAUCUUAGUGAUAGCGAGCCUUUCUGCUCAUUGUGCAGUACCUUCGCCCAUCCAUCAAAACCGCCGAAGAGCAUACUGAAGAACUGGGGAUUGAUAGAGGCGAAUAACAGCAUAGGUGUGGCUGUAGGUGUGGAGAAGCCAUUGCAGACGAACGUGUUCCUGCCGGCGACGGCCACUCUGCGACAGAGCAGUCGCAAGUCACCGCUGCUCACCUGCUCUGUGUGUCACGUGUGCGUGCACGCAGUCUGCUACGGAUGCGACAUCGUCCGGCCGGAGACGCACCUCAAGUGGACCUGCGAUCGCUGCCAAUCUGGCGUCUCCAAUGUUGAAUGUUGUUUGUGUCCGGUGGGUGGUGGCGCAUACAAGCGCACGACUGACAAUCGGUGGUGUCACAUCCUGUGUGCCACCGUUGUGCCCGGUGCUCUGUCUCUCUUCCUCAACAGGGACAAGAUGAAUGCCAUCGAUGUGUCCAAAGCGCUCAUGACUGGAGAAAGGUGUUGGGUGUGUAGUAAAGCGGGCGGCUUGGUGCACUGCUGUGAUUGGUCGUGCAGCCGAUGGUUCCACGUGACUUGUGCUCUGGCCAAAGGCUGUCACUUCCGCAUCAGCCGCUUCCAAGGAUGCAAGUUCUUUGUCACCUGUAGUGACCACCCUCACACCCACUCCAAGACAUGUGGAAUACAAAUGGGCCAAUGGGUGUGGGCGAGAAAGGACCAGAUAGAUCGCUACCACCGUGGUCAAGUGGUUGGCGUCAGCCAUUGCUUCUACUUUAAUUUCGAGUUUCCCGAUGGCUCCUACACUGAUAUGUUGCGCGAACAAAAUAUUAUCGAAUACGGCAAAAAUGAUAAUAACAGCUACCUGACAACAGGAACUCCCAUGAGAGUCAAAUGGACUGAUGGUGAAGAAUAUAUAGGCACGUAUCAGGGCCACGAAAAAAGGAAUGCUUAUACGCUCGAAUUCGAAGAUAAAUCAAUAGCAACCGUCGGUAUAGAUGCUAUUAAUCUGGCAAUAACUCUUCAUCAAUCUCCUCCAAAAAGAAUCCGUCAGUAUGUGACCCCCCUCCUUACCCAUCCUCUCCGAACACACACUCCUCGAAUCCUACGAAAAAACUCAGCCCAUCCAAUUACUUCUUUAAAUUACCAUUACCGGUAAUCUUACAAGCUAGCUAGAUCCAACGGGAAUGUUGGCCAGUAUGUACCAGCGAGCUUACACAAAGUUUGUCUAACAUGAACCAUCUAUUCUCUAAAUGAAAGACCAUGAUCAGUGCUGUUUAUAUAGUGUCAUAAUUUCACAGAAUUGUUCUAUUUCAAUUGCGAGUGAUAUUAGUUUAAGAUUGAUUUGACACUUCUUUCUCCGAACAUUCGUUCAGAAAUUUCAAAAAAAUGUUUAAUCGUAUUGAAGUGAUAAUAAUACUUGUUAGUUAUAAUGUAAUCUCAUUUCUCUUAUAAAUUCUAUCUGUAGAUCAUGAUUUGAAUGAGAAAGAAUGAAUUGAACAAUCAUUAGAGUAAUAUAACAAGAAAUAAUUUGAAUUCAUUCUUGAUUUUAUGUAUUGAUGAGUGAUAUAGGAAGGAAAAUACAUUGACUGUAUAUGAUGAAUUUCAUUUCGUUCCUCGUAUUUGCUAGAAAUUUGUAUUUUUUCCACUUGUAUUUUCUGUGUAUCAUGUUCAAAUAAUUUGAAAAAACUCUUGAGAUCUCAUGAUAUUGAACCAAUGUAUAUAAUUCUUUAGUGUAAUAGUUGAAAAUUCUAGCUUUUAUCAAUCCACAAGCCUUGUAGGAUUAUUACAAACCAUCACAGGGUUAAAUAUAUUAAGAAUUGAUUAAAGAUAUUAUUUCAGAUAACUUUAGAAUUAAAGAAAGUUGUCACUGUUUAAUUGCAUGAUAUAUCAAAGCUUGAUAUUAAUUAUUUUAUUGCAGUGAAUUAUUAGUUGCAUAAUUUGUUCUUACUGUUCGUAGUGCGACUCAUCAACUCUACCAAAGUAAUAAGAAAUCAUUUCAAUACAACUUGAUUUUGGCAAAACUCAAUCUUUGAAUUAUGCCUCGAUUGAUAGAUUUGAUAUAAGCGGUUGGCUUGUAUCAAAUGUCUAUAAUUUAUGAUUGAUACUCGUACAAAAUGUGAUUGAUUUUGGUCUAUCCAUUAUCAUACAGAAUAAUUUAUAAUUCAGUAGUAUUAUUUGCUCUGAACAGUAAGUGCAAUUCUAUUUAUGGUAUUCUAUUUUAAUAAUAGAAUAAUUUUAUAAUCAUAACAACUUUAAUAGGUACAUAGUUUUAAAAUAUUUCAUCACUACAUUUAUUAUUUAUUAGUUUGUCCAUUUUUCCCCUAUCAGUAGGACAAAUACAAUUAUGUUUUGAAAUGGAUCAAUAUAAAUUGUUAUCUCCUAAUAAGAUUCUUUUUCGAGUUUUAUUUGUAAUAAUUAAAUAUUUAUUUAUUUCUAAUAUUGAUGAGGGAUAUUCCAUUCCCUCGGUAGGCUACUGAGAAUAAUAAUCAUUGACAGUUGCGUUACACUGCAAUAGAACAGUUUUACUAUUCACUUUUUGAAAUCAAUGAAAAUUUGUUUGGAUUUAUUAAUAUUUGUUAUUUCAUACUGUCCAUAAAUGAAAUGAUACAAUGUUCUAAUCAUUAUAGAUUUUAUUUUAUUGCUGUUACUUCAAACUUGAUGCAUUGAUAAAUUUGUAAUUUCUAAAAUUGUAAUAGGUUAUUGAAGAAAUAACCAGCCAAAAUAUAGCUGAAAUCACUCCUUAUUUGGUAGUUCAGCCUUAAUAUGUUGGUUUCACUCCAAAAUUGGAUUUACCAAUCAUUGGUUUUCGAACAAUAUUAUUGUAUUGUAUCCCGAACAAUAUUAUUGAAAUAAGCUGAGCAACUGAAAAACAGUUUGUUUUUUUUUCUUUGACUGACUUUUUCCCAUUUAUGUCGGCAUUCCAUGAUCGCAGUCUACUUCUUCACAAAAGCCUGUCCAAUGUCUGCUCUCAUUCUCUUGCAAGUUAGCCACUACUCUGUCUUUCCAUCACAUUUUUAGGAGGUGCAUACAGAUAUACGCGCCGCGAACAUGAGCAAUUCACUGUUAAUCAGCUGAAUAUAUCUGUAUUUUUACAGAAACAGUAAGAUACAGUUAUAAAAAGCUUGGCAUUGGCUGAUUAAAAGUGAAUUCCUCAUGUUCUUGGCGCAUAAAUCUGUACGCACCUUUUGGUCUACAUCGUCCUCUCACUUCAUCCAAUACCAAAUGUCACACUCUGACUAAACCACCUCAUCCUCCUGCAUUUUCUUACCCAGUGGACCAACCUUUACUGACCCUCUAAUCAACUCAAUCCUUUUCUUGUCUCUUCUUGUAAUCCCACACUUUCAUCUCAUUCACUUCCAUCUUUCUUUCCUGUCUCUUUGAAAUGGGCCACGCUUCCGUUCCAUACAGCUUAGUUGGCCUCACUACUCACUUAUAUACUUCAUCCUUCAUUUUACAAUUCACUCUUCUAUCACAAAGAAGAACACCCUUCAUUCUUCCCCAGUUCAUACAUCCACAAUUAAUUCUAUGCUGUAUUUCUACAGGAAGCACUCCAUCUCUCUGCACACUUGGGCCUCCCGGAUACUUGAAACUCCCAACUGGUUGGAGUUGGCUUCCCAGUCCAUCAUUCCCAAUUCCCAAUUCCAUGUGCUACUCUGUUUUUGAUCGGCUAAUUUUCAGUCAAUAAAAAUGAGCAACUGAAAGCCAUUUCUCCGUUAUAUCUUGCUGAGAAUAUACUCAAGUCUAUUUUAAUUAAAUUGAACAUUUUAUCAAAGUCUUUACUCCCAAAUUCUGUCAUGUAGGUACUAUAAAAUAAAAUAAUCACUGAUGUUAGUUACUAUGAGCGUAUAUCAUUAUUAUACAUGCUACGCAUCAAUUAUCUUAUUUAUACAAUAAUUAAUCUGUUUAUUUUCUGAAGAAAUUCAACUAAGGUUAUUGCUCAAUAUAUUCGGUUAAAUAUUAGCCUAAAAUAUAAUGUUACCGUUGAAAAUCAAUGUAAUCAAUGUGUUAUUAUUAUUUAGACGUUUAUAAUUGAAAUUUUCAAUAUUCAAAGCACAAAGUUUUGAAUAUCAUUAUUUUAAGAAAUUAUAGUUCUUGCUUUUAAAAAAUUCUAUUCUUGGAAACAAUAUUUAAUACCAUUUGUGUUCUUAAAUAAUUGGUUAGUUGUUUUAUUUGCUACUAAUAAUAAUAAGAGUUAAUUUUCGACUUUUGUGUGACUUUUCCAAUGACUAAAUUAAUUUCUCACUUGAACACAUCACUUUUUAGCUCUUGAACUAUUGCUGUUAGGUACAAAUUGUAAAUUUCGAAAAAUGUAAAUGUCGAAAAAGGAUAAUAUAUGAACUUGCCCAGUGUGGAAUGAUUAGAAAUAUUUCAAGUGAUGACUGUGUGUGUGUGUGUGCCUCUGCAAGUGUUAUGGAGAUUAAUUUUACUAUUGUAUAUAAAUUUAAUCAGUAAUGUUGGUAAUUUAUUCGUUUUAGUUAACAGAAUAAAAUUUGAAGCAUUAUUGAA